Scomber scombrus (Atlantic mackerel) is the source of this 3935-nucleotide messenger RNA. RefSeq lists its product as uncharacterized. The transcript is spliced from 2 exons. Gene Ontology annotation, molecular function: RNA-DNA hybrid ribonuclease activity; nucleic acid binding. Gene Ontology annotation, biological process: DNA integration. Lineage: Eukaryota; Metazoa; Chordata; Actinopteri; Scombriformes; Scombridae. The coding region runs from base 1 to 3825 and encodes 1274 amino acids. The record is from RefSeq and is a predicted model, not a curated record.
AUGUCACAGAGGGAACCAAGCGGCCCCAGUAAAGCAGACCCCCCCGAAGAGAAAAUAGAGGCAAGGCCUUAUUCUCCAAUAUACCCUAAAUUGGACGUCACACCUCCCCCAUAUCCGACAGUACAAACACAGAUGCCUCUUAUGUACGUCCACGAAGGAGUAAUGGACAUGUCUGAGGUAGGAGGUGAAGAAUAUAGAGCAGUGAGACACCGAUUGAGAGCAGUAGGACAGGACGGUAUUGCCACCAUGAAGGAACUGACGAGGCAAAUUGAGGAGAGCAUAGUGGAAGCAAAGGAAGAGACAAGCAGGGUAAUAGGGGAACAUAUUGAGAGCAGGGAGAGGCAGAGACAGGGGAGACCGUUACUUAUGGAACAGCCGAAAGCCCAAUCCACCCCAGUUGAGGGACCAGGGUGGGGAACAAAAGAACCACACCCAUCUAGUCAGCAAGGAGAGGAGGGGUUCGCAGACAGACAUCAUAGACAGUUGACAGAGGAAUUGAACAGGGGACAAGUGGUGAGGGAAAGUGAUGAGGAAGAGGAGGAAGAAGAACAUAGGGAGGGGGACCAGGAUUAUCCAGCCUCCUUCAUAGGGACACUUACAGUUCAUACAGAGCACACUUUUCCACACGCUACACAAUCAGAUUCCCCGUAUGCGCUGCGCUCAAGAGAUAAGUCGCGAGCACCACAUAAAAUGCAGAUGCCGUUAAUAUACAAGGGGGCCCACCUAGGACCUACAGAUGUUGGACAUUGUUCACACAUUGCACCAAUCACAUUUGAGAUAACUGAUCACACUCCUAUUUGGCAAACACAGUAUUCACACAAACCAGAGGCUGAAACUGGUAUUGCUGACACAAUCGAAGGAUUAUUAGCAGCGGGGGUGUUAGAGCCCUCCCAGUCACCCUGGAACACUCCAAUUUUGCCAAUAGAGAAACAUAAUACGGGCAAGUAUAGGAUGGCACAUGACCUUAGACGCAUUAACAUCAUUGUCUCCACCCCAACAGUCCCAGUUCCAAAUCCAUACACUGCUAUGUCUGUACUGACCCCGGACCACAAAUGGUUCUCCUGCAUAGAUCUGGCCAAUGCAUUUUUCUGUCUGCCAUUAGCAGAACACCUCAGAGAUAUUUUUUCCUUCUCAUACAAAGGUAGAAAACUUCGUUAUACAAGGGUUCCUCAGGGUUUCAUCUUAUCGCCAGGCAUUUUUAACCAAGUACUAAAACAACAAUUGGCUGACUUUACACUUCCAAAAGGGGUGGUGUCGAUCCAGUAUAUGGAUGACAUUCUCUUGGCUGCUCCUGACCAUGUGUCGUGUCUGGAGGCCACAAAAUCUUUACUCAUGCGACUAUACCACAUUGGUUUCAAAGUUUCAAGAGCUAAAUUGCAAUGCUGUCGGCAAACGGUUUCUUUCUUGGGUAGAGUCAUAUCCGUCACAGGUACAGGUGUGUCCCCGUCUCAUAGAUCCUCCAUCUUACAUCAUGUUAGACCUAGUACAGUAAAGGACAUGCUUUCAUUCCUGGGUUUGACAGGUUACAGUAGACACUUCAUUGCCUCUUAUGGGGAACUCACCUCCCCUUUAAGGGCAAUGGUUAACGAACAGGGAAUGAGGAAUUUGUCAGCCAAAUUACACUGGACGACAACAGCAGAGGAGAGUUUUAUCUCUCUUAAACAAUCCCUGACGUAUGCUGCUGAUCUGGCCGUUCCUGACUAUACAGAUCCAUUCUUCCUAGAUGUUUCUGAAAAAUUACACACAGUAAAUGGUGUUCUUUUUCAGAAAAAAGGGGGAUGUAGGCAGGUACUGAUGUAUAUAAGUGUUACUCUUGAUCCAACAGAGGACAGACACCCGCCAUGCACACGACAUGCAGCAGGGGUAGCAAAGAUUCUCCAAAAAGUAGCACACAUAGUCAUGGGAUACCCACUCACAGUGUUAACAAUACAUAGUAUAGUGGCAUUUGUGAAUUCAACAGCCUUCACAAUGACAUCACUAAGACAGACCAGAUUAGAAAAAAUUCUAAACGCGCCACACAUCACGUUUACACAUGAAGGAAUCAACAUGGCUGAUAACAUGGGGGAGGGAGAGCCACAUAGGUGUGAGGAAAGGGUACAGAGAGAUAUCAGGGUCAGAGCAGACUUGCAAGCAAAACCAAUCACAGACCCAGAAGAAACUUUGUUCACAGAUGGGUGUUGCUACAGACACCCCACAGAAGGAUUAAAAGCAGCAUAUGCAGUAAUAAGGCAAACAGAAGACGGGUUUGAGGAAGUAUUGACAGGCACAGUGGAAGGGAAAGAAUCAGCUCAGCUAGCAGAAUUACAAGCAAUGGUAGCAGCGUUAGAAUGGGCAGAAGGGAAGAGAGUGAACAUUUAUACCGAUUCAGCAUAUGUGGUGGGAGCGAUACAGGUAGAAUUGAGUCAAUGGAUCAGAGCAGGAUUUUUUACUGCAGCCAAAACGCCCAUCAAACAUGAAAAAGACAUUAAAAGGUUAGCAGAGGCCUUAAUGAAACCUGCAGAAAUAGCAGUCAUUAAGUGUAGGGGUCAUGAUAAAGCAGAGACCACCGUAGCAAAAGGAAAUCAGGAAGCAGACUCAGCAGCUAAAAAAGCAGCAGGGUAUACGGCUCAAAACAUGAUGAUACAGUCCGAGAAAACAGUGUAUGAUUUGUUACCGGCAUGCGAUUUAAACAUGUUAAUAAAAGAGCAGCAGAAAGCCUCCCCUCAGGAGCUAACAGUGUGGAAAGAAAGGGGGGCUAAGGAAUCCGAGGGGGUUUGGAGGUCACCGGACGGUCGACCAGUGUUGCCCCCCGGAUUGAUAGCGUCCACGCUCCACGAAGCACAUGGUCUUACACAUUGCGGAAAAACACAGAUGCAGAGACAUCUGACACAUUGGUGGCAUCCGUUUUUGCCAGCAAUGAUCGAGAAUCAUAUCAGAGAGUGUAAAACGUGUACAGAAUACAAUGUGAGAGCAACAGUGAAGCCGCAUGAAGGGAAAUUUCCUCUUCCACAAAUGCCAGGGCAAGAGAUAGUGAUUGACUAUACUGAUAUGAUUGAGAGAGUAAACGGGUACAGGUAUCUCCUGGUCGCAGUGGAUGCAUACACUGGUUGGCCAGAAGCUAUGCCUGCAAAGAAGGAAGACGCAAAAACAGUGAUCAAAUUUUUGAUAAAUCACUACAUUCCGACGUAUGGGUUUCCAAAAAGAAUCAGGUCGGAUAACGGCACACACUUUAAGAAUAAAGAUUUGCAGGAGGUAGAAGCAGCACUAGGACUGAAACACGCGUUUGGAGCAGUAUACCAUCCGCAAUCACAGGGAAAGGUGGAAAGAAUGAAUCAGUCCAUUAAAGGUAAAAUAGGAAAAGUGUGUGCUCAAACUAAAUUAAGCUGGGUGGAUGCUCUGCCCUUAGCCUUAAUGUCCCUCAGAAGCUCAGUUAAUUCAAUUACAGGGUUCACCCCUUAUGAGCUAAAAACAGGUCAACAGUUUCCCGGACCUGGAGCAGGGGUACAGAUGGUAGAUAGAGAAAGGGUUCAUGUAAGGUAUAAGCCAUACUAUGAUCAACUAACAGCUUUGGUUUCAGCUUUCUCGAAACAGGUUGGAGCUGUAAAGGGGGACCCCGAGAGGCAGAACCCGCCUACAACAGACUGGGUCCUACUGAAAGUCAUCAAGCGAAAGUGGUCAGAGCCAAGGUGGACAGGACCAUUCAAGGUGGUGGAAAGGACAUCUCACGCACUCAGGCUGCAAGGAAAGGGAGACAGCUGGUAUCACUGGAGCCAGUGUGCUGCCACAGACCCUCCAAUCAGGACUUUAGAUCAGAUAAGACAAAGGAGGAGUAUAGUGGAGCAUUGAUAACGAAUUCUUCUUUUCAGCAGCCUGAGGACAACAUUCUGGUAUAAGGUUGAGAAGGUUUGAAAAUCUUCCGGAAAAGUAGUUUUUCUAGAAUCCAAUUGAGCAAACUG